This is a messenger RNA of Candidula unifasciata, 3969 nucleotides long. NCBI's taxonomy places the organism in Eukaryota, Metazoa, Mollusca, Gastropoda, Stylommatophora, Geomitridae. The record is from the annotation of a GenBank genome assembly.
AUGAAACGUUUAAACAUGCAAUUUAUUGCAGUAAUUCUGGUUCUUGGACUUGGAUUCUUUAAUUACUGUUGUGGAGAUUGUGUCUGGUACGGACAAUGUGGUUAUUAUCCAGGCUCCUCAGACCAUGCUUUAAACUGUCCGUACAAAGGGAAGGCUAAACCUCUGCAAGACUCAGAUGUUAUUGCCAAGUACAAAUCUCUAUGUCCAGAUUUAUAUGCAGAAUUUGGUAAAAAUACCUGCUGCAGUGAUGCUCAGGUUAACACGAUAGCCAGCCAGGUGGCACUCCCCAACAUGCUGUUCCAACGAUGCCCCAGCUGCUUUCACAAUUUUAUGAACAUAUGGUGCUACCUAACCUGUGGGGCUAAUCAGUCAGAGUUUUUGUAUGUGAACAAAACGAUUCCAGUUACAGUCAAUGGCACGGCUGCGGUGGGCAUACAGUCUGUGGAUUAUAUCGUGUCCAACAAAUCAGCCAAUGAAAUGUUUAACUCUUGUCGCAAUGUCCAGAGUCCCAGCACCAAUCAGCCAGCUCUGGCCAUGCUGUGCGGAGGAUACGGCUACGACAAGUGUACACCCGAGAAUUGGCUGGAUUAUAUGGGUGGCACGGCUAAUGGGCAAACCCCAUUUGAUAUCUGGUUUCAUAUCAGUUCUUCUGCUGUUGUUAUCAAUGGUACCUCAUACACACCUCUAGAGUUCAAGUCGUUUCCGUGCAAUGUUGCCACCUCAAAUGAAACAGAAGCUUGCAGUUGCCAAGAUUGUCUGGCCACUUGUACGCCUGUUCCACCACCUGUACCGAAACCUGGUCGCUGUGAGAUCAUCCACUUAGACUGCUAUGACUUUGCUUUUGGGCUGGCCUUCAUUGUCUUUUUCUUGCUAUUUGGAUGCUACUGCAUGUGUUACAACAUCAUCGUCCAGGAUUCCCUGCGCUUGGAGAAAGCAGGAGAAGAAAAUGACCUGGGUUGCUUUGGAAGACAAGGUUUGGCAGCAGAUCGCAAUGUGAGGAAGCAGCAGUACCUGACCAACAUCACAGAAAGCGAUCUCGGCUGUUUCGAGCGAGCUGGAGCCAAGAUGGAAAUUUUCCUAGAGAAACAGUUUUUCAACUGGGGUUAUUUUUGCGCUCGUCAUCCUUUUAUUGUCACGGUGAUAGCUGUGCUGGUAACUGGAGCUUUGGUUGCUGGUGCCGCCCUUCUCACAGUCACCACUGACCCAGUCAAGUUGUGGUCAGCUCCAGACAGCCGGGCGCGCUUAGAGAAGGACUACUAUGACUCUCAUUUUACGCCCUUCUAUCGCACAGAGCAGCUUUUGAUAUCCCAGCCUGACAACCACACAGUCAUCAACUAUAAAAAUCACAACUAUAGCAGCUUGUUCGACAAGACAUUUUUACAUGAGCUGUUAGAUCUACAGAAUGCUAUCACUAAAAUUCAGGCAGAAUACAACAAUAAGACCAUCAUGCUACAGGACAUUUGCUUUGCCCCACUGCAACCGGAAAACAACAACUGCACCAUCAUGAGCAUUCUCAAUUACUACCAAAACUCACAUGAGAUGAUUGACAAGGUAGCCAAGGACGCUUAUGGGUUCUGGGUGCUUGCCGAUUACCUUGACCAUUUUCAGUCUUGUGUGUUGUCCCCGUUUGCUCUCAAUGACACAUCACUGUUACACACCCCAUGCAUGGGCACAUUCGGAGGUCCAGUUUACCCCUGGGUAGCCCUCGGUGGAUAUCAAGACAAAGACUACAGCACUGCAAAUGCAUUUGUGAUUACAUUUGUGGUGAACAAUCACCUGGAUCCGAAACAACUGGAGCCCGCCAAGGCAUGGGAGGCCAAGUACAUCGAGUUUAUGAAGAAUUAUACAGCAGAACAUCCCGGUGUGCAGAUUGCUUUCUCCGCAGAGAGAUCUAUAGAGGAUGAGAUUGACCGGCAGAGCCAGAGUGACAUCAUCACCAUCCUGUGCAGCUACCUGAUCAUGUUUGCCUACAUCACCAUCUGCUUGGGACAGUACACCAGCUUUAGUAGGAUCCUGGUGGAUGCUAAGAUUUCCUUGGGUCUUGCCGGUGUCAUCAUUGUACUCUUGUCCGUUGGUGCUUCCCUCGGCUUCUACAGCUACUUGGGCAUCCCUUCCACACUGAUCAUCAUCGAAGUGGUGCCCUUCCUUGUUUUAGCUGUUGGAGUGGACAACAUCUUUAUCCUAGUUCAGAAAUAUCAGAGGGAAGUUCUGCAAGAUGGUGAGACAGUGGAGCACAUGAUUGGUCGUGUGGUUGGAAAGGUUGGGCCCAGCAUGCUGCUGACAAGUCUGUCUGAAUCCCUGGCUUUCUUUCUUGGUGCCCUGACACAGAUGCCUGCCGUGAAAGUAUUCUCUCUCUAUGCAGCCAUGGCAGUGUUGAUUGACUUCCUCCUCCAGAUAUCCAUCUUUGUUUCUCUGUUGACGUUGGAUGCUAAACGACAGGAGGCAAACAGGGUUGAUGUGACGUGCUGUGUGCAGCCGUCACUCGGGAAACGACAGCCACAGAAAGGCUUGCUCUACAAAUUCAUCAGUGACCACUACUCACAUUUUCUCAUGAAGGAGUGGGUCAGACCUACUGUGAUGGUGUUGUUUGUGGGUUGGUUCUGUGCUUGUGGUGCCCUGACGUCUAGGCUCAGCAUUGGGCUGGACCAGUCUCUGGCUAUGCCAAAGGAUUCCUACGUUUUGAACUAUUUUCACAACCUCUCAAAGUAUUUAUCUGUUGGACCGCCAGUCUACUUUGUUGUGGAAAACGGCCACGACUACUCAACCUACGCCGGCCAGAAUGAGAUUUGUGGGGUCAGCGGCUGUCCACAGAACUCCCUUGUUCAGCAGAUUAAUACAGCUUCCAGGUCAUCAUCCGCCACAUAUAUAGCAGAAGCGGUGUCUUCAUGGCUGGACGACUACUUCUCUUGGUUGGUCAGUCCCCCUUGUUGUCGGUACAACAAUAAGACCGGAGACUUCUGUCCGUCAACUGAAGUGAACGUUGACUGUUUGGAAUGUCCGUUGAACCACACACAGCGAGGCAGACCUGUGGAUGACACAUUUUAUACUUACCUCCCUUGGUUUCUCAAAGACAACCCAGGCCUCACCUGUGGAAAAGGGGGUCAUGCAGCUUAUGGCUCUGGUGUUCAGCUGUACAAGAGCAGUCACAACGAGACCCAUGUUGGAGCUUCUUACUUCAUGACCUACCACAGUGUUUUGAAAACAUCUGAGGAUUACAUUGCAGCCUUGAAGAAUGCUAGGGAAAUCUCAGACAACAUUACGAGGAGUUUGAAUGAGACAGGGCAACACUACAAUGUCUUUCCUUACAGUGUUUUCUACGUGUUCUAUGAGCAGUACCUGGACAUUGUCAUGAACGCUGUCCUGAACAUCACAUACUGUCUGGCGGCCAUCCUCAUCAUCACUUUCCUCCUGCUGGGCUUCGACAUCUACUCCGCCAUUAUUGUGGUCCUGACCAUUCUCAUGAUCCUCGUCAGCAUAAUGGGACUGAUGUAUCUGUGGGAUAUUGAGCUGAAUGCCUUGUCCCUCGUUAAUCUCAUUAUGGCAAUUGGUAUAUCAGUAGAAUUCUGCUCUCAUAUAAUCCGUGCAUUCACUAUCAGCAUUAAACCCACACGGAAGGAGAGGGCUAAGGAUGCCUUGUCUUACAUGGGCAGCUCUGUACUCAGCGGCAUAACUUUCACCAAGAUCGCAGGUAUAAUCAUGCUAGCCUUCUCCAAGUCCCAGCUAUUUCAAGUUUUUUACUUCCGGAUGUACCUGGCCAUCGUAUUAUUCGGUGCGUGCCACGGGCUCAUCUUUCUUCCAGUGUUUCUCAGUUAUAUAGGUCCGCCUGUUAACAAAGCUAAGGUCUUUAACAACAAACUCACAGACACAGUCGAAGACACAACAACCAACUCUGAGCAGCACAAACCCAACGGAAACACCCCCCAUGUUUACGAGAAUCCCCCAGCAUACGACACAGUUGGCAGCGAAUGA